This is a messenger RNA of Ricinus communis (castor bean), 2807 nucleotides long. RefSeq lists its product as uncharacterized. The record is from RefSeq and is a predicted model, not a curated record. Lineage: Eukaryota; Viridiplantae; Streptophyta; Magnoliopsida; Malpighiales; Euphorbiaceae. The transcript is spliced from 2 exons. Bases 126 to 2315 code for a protein of 729 amino acids.
CCAUCAUCAUAUGAACUGAACUCUAUUGCAGCUGGAAUUUACUAUACAUGUAUAAGAUAUGAAGAUGUCUGCAAUGCGCAGUUUGCUGAAGGUUAGAGUGUGAUAUCAAAUUGCUACUGUAACCUAUGGUAGCUACAAUUGUUGGCAGCUUGAUCUAUACAAAGGCAAGGAGAGUCAUGGCCGACGUGUUUCCUCCAUCGUUAAGGAAAUUGUGGAAGGACUGGGAGUUGCGUGCUUUGGUCUUACUUAGCCUCAUUUUACAGAUAAUACUCAUCUUUUUGGGCAAUCGCAGGAAAUACAGCAGCAAAACUUGGCUCAGAAUUGUCUUGUGGUGUACCUAUCUGACGGCUGACUGGGUAGCAACCGUUGCCCUUGGUGUUCUUUCCAAUAAUCUUGGUGAUGUCCUUCAUAGCGAUGAUGGCAAAAGCGUUGCGCUGGACGCUGACACUGAGCUUACUGCAUUUUGGGCACCAUUCCUUCUGCUGCACUUGGGUGGCCCUGAUACUGUCACUGCUUAUGCCAUGGAAGAUAAUGAGCUGUGGCUAAGACACUUUCUUGGGUUGGGUGUUCAAACUGGAGUAGCCCUUUACAUUUUCAUUUUGGCAUGGACAGGUUCUCAUCUUUCAAUUCUGACCAUUCCAAUGAUUUUUGCUGGGCUUAUAAAGUAUGGAGAAAGAACAUUGGUUCUCAGAUCAGCUAGCAAUGAGCAGUUCAGAGACUGCAUGCUUAGUAAACCAGAUCUUGGUCCCAAUUAUCCCAAAUUCAUGCAGGAAUAUAAUUUGAAAGAGUUCGAGGGGUACCGUGUAGAAGCAGAAGAGAUGUUAGAGGUAGAGGUGCAGGUGGAUGAUUCAAUAAGAGGUGGCUCUGGUCCUGAUGCACCUCAAUUGCUUAAUGCCUAUAAUUCAUUCCAGAUUUUCAAGCGUCUCUUUGUAGAUCUCAUCCUAAGUUUCCAAGACAAAGAAAAUAGCCAAAUCUUGUUCAAAAACAUGUCUUUCAUAGAUGCUUUCAAGGUAGUUGAGAUUGAACUUGGAUUCAUGUUUGAUGUCCUUUACACCAAGGCAUCAGUGAUAUAUUCAGUCAAAGGCUGCAUUCUUCGUUGCAUCAGUUUGUCAUUCACCUGCUCUGUCUUGGUGCUGUUCACCAUAUUUGUAGCCGAUAAGGUGAAGUUUAACAAUGUUGAUCUGAUCCUAACUUUUCUAUUGCUGGCUGUAGCUAUAUUUCUUGAGAUAUAUGCAGUACUUUUGCUGCUUUCCUCUGACUGGACCGAUAUUUAUAUGAGCAAGUACGCAUAUAGUGCUGUGCGAAAAACCAUCAAUUUUCUUCAACUGCCAAAACAUAUGAGGUGGUCGAACGCCUUGGCACAGUACAAUUUGCUGAGCGUUAGCCUAAAUACCAAACCUGCAAUCUGCCAUGGAAUCCAGAGGUUGUUUUGCAUUGACAAGUUAAUGGAAAAAUACCGGUACAGGAACUUUAAACAGGUCUCUCCAGAUUUGAAAAGUUUGAUUUUCGACCAUCUCCUGAAGAAACUGGACAUUCUAGAAAAUGAGAAGGUUGAGAAUGAUAAUGAGAGAGCAAGCAGAGACCAAAUGCUGAGGGCUCAAAGCCUAGUGCUUGUAAGCUUUGGUCAUCCUGAAUUGAAAUGGAGCACUGAUGAGAUGGACUUUGACCAGAGCAUUCUUAUUUGGCACAUAGCUACUUAUCUCUGCUACCGCAAGGAUCAUGAAGAAAUCUCAGAUCCCAUCUUGGCAAGUAGAAGAAUGAGCAAACGGCUAUCAAAAUACAUGCUCUAUCUCCUAAUCAUGUGUCCCUUCAUGUUGCCAAUGGGAAUCGGGAACAUCAGAUACCGAGACACCUGUGCUGAGGUCACAAAAUAUUUGCAAGAACGCAAGUCUAUAUUAGGUGAUAGUGAUGUGCGCAAGAAUUAUUGUAUCUUUGGAUUGGAAUGUUAUAGAAAAAUGAAGAUCAAAUUGCAGAAAAGAGAAGCUUGUGAGAUGUUGCUUCAGGUGAACACUGCCGUGCUGCCAAAGAAAGUGAAAGGUGACAGAAGCAAAUCUGUGUUAUUUGAUGCCUGUAGGCUGGCAUCGCAAUUGGAAGAUAUUGCAGACAAAGAGAUUAAAUGGGAAAUGGUGUGCAAAUCUUGGGUGGAAAGGUUAACUUAUGCUGCUAGCCAAUGCAGUGGAACUUAUCAUGCUCAGCAGCUGAGGCGAGGCGGAGAACUUCUCACUCAUGUAUGGCUCCUAAUGUCACAUUUGGGUUUAACAGAUCAAUUCCAAAUAUCACAGGGACAUGCUAGAGCUAAGCUAGUAGCGAAAUAAUGAGGUUACCCUUAUAAUUGUACACUGUUGUUGAACUUGAUGUUAAUUAAGGUUGGGGGGCGUAUUGCAGGUAAAGGGGAAAGGACAACUCCCCUGAGUUGAUGUAUAGCCGUAUCUGACAAAUAAACUAUUAAAUUUUUAUUCCUGCAUUUGCACAAAUUUUACUUAUGUAUAACUGAUGAAGUUGCAGGCCUAAAUUUCCCAAAAGCGAGCCGGGCUAGGCUUGGAAAAUAUUGAAAUAGAGAGAUAUGUGGUUUGGGCUUCCAUGGAAAUUCAUGGCAAAAGUGAUGUCUUUUACUUUUCAAUGUGUUCGUGAAAUGAUGGACUUUGUCCAUUUUGGAGAUUUAGGAUUAGAAAACAAAAUCCAAGAAUGCCUGCCAUGCUCCUCCUAUUGUUUUCGUUUUGGUAAAAGGUCACCUAAUCAGGACAUUGUACCUUACUCGGGCUACCUUUUUGUUAUAUAAAUUGUUAAUGUGCAACUCUAAUUAUUCA